AAGAUUUUGCUUCGUGCGACUUUGCGAACAUUAUGGAGUCGGAGGCAGAGCCGGAGCCAGAACCAGGAAACUUAGCUGUUCUUCCGCCCAAUCACCCUCUCUUGCAAAAGUUUCAAGAAUCCCUAAAAGAACAUCUUCUACGUACCAAACGAAAGCUAGACAACGAGAUUGCCGAUUUAAAAUACGAAGUCAAAGCCAAAGAACAACGCCGAGAAGAACAAGGAUUGAGUCUCUAUGAAAUGCAACAAAAACUGGCUUUUCAGGAAGAACAAAUAAAAGAAAUUUCAACGCAAAUAGAUGAGUAUAUAGAGAAGCGCCAAUCAGAGGAGGCUACCGUUGCAACCUUAAAGAAGGAAUACGAGGAAAAUGUUAUACUGACCAAGUCACAAAAGGAGUCUUAUCAUAAGCAAAUGGUAGAACUCGAAGAUUUGCAAGGCCUUAACAGCAAUAUUAAGAAAUGGACAUAUGAAGUCGAAGAUGAAGUGAAGAACGCAAAACGAAUUGUUAGCAGAGAUGGACAGUUACAAAAGCAGUUAUCAGAAGAGAAAAGGAAAUCUGAUAUACUAUUCUACCGUUUAGAUAUGGAGGUUAAGAAAAGGGAGGUCGAGUUGCAAAAUAUUAUCGACGAAGAAGCAGAAAUGAGGGAAGUGGUCAACAUAAGUUAUAUGAGCAUUGCUGAUGCCAACACCGAUUUAGAAGCACUUCAAAAUGAGUACAAGAGGCUUUCGCAAGCGUGGAAUGAGGUUAUUAUUGCCAUACAACUCAGGGACAAAAUGUUGUUCCAGGUGCAAGACACUAUUGGGAAACAUAAAGAGUCCAUUAAACUGAGUUCAUCAGGCAUCGAAGCAGUAAGAAAGCAAAUCGCAAAAGAACUAGAGCAGAAUCUUAAGCUUGAAGCAUUUAAGCAGAGAUUGGCCGAUGAUACAAACUCUCUAAGGCGCGAGUGUCAGAAAGAAGCCGAUUUACUUUCGACUCUUCAAACAAAACUUGAUGAACUGCCAGAAUUUUUAUCCAGAACAGAAAAGGACUUACAAGAAGCAAAUAGAGAAGGCACGAAGCUGUGGUCUGAAAUUCGAAGACUUGACCUUACUCUGGAAAAAUACUACCAGAAGAAAUUUCAAAUAGAAGAGUGCAUUCUUAAGUUGGCUCAAGAACAUUUAAUUACUGACAAAGCCAGUGCAUAUCGGCUCAAACUUUUAAACAAGGCGCAAGAGGAUCGACGGAAAGUCGAUUUGUCCUUGUCGAAGGGACAAAACCAAUUAGCGUCGGCAAUGCUAGAUGUAGAAAAACUGCGAGGUGUUCUUUUUAAAAUCACAAACGAAAAUGGUAAAAUUAAGAAAGAUUUGGACAAGGCGGAAAACGAAUCGGAAACUCUCGAUAACAACUUAAAAAAAAUGCAAACACAGAUUGAAAUUAAGAUGAAACGUUUCGAGAAGCUAAGUAACCAAAUUGAAGAAAUUUUUAAGGCUUGUGGUGAAGUCUUAAGUAGUCCUACAGAACUCAAGAUCAAGCAAAUAGAAAAAUCAAUUCAUACUGGUGAACAGAACAUACGAGAGCAUCAACAGUUUUGGAUAAUGUUGCAAAAUCAUUUUGUUAAUUUAUCCCAAAAACGAAAUGAUCAGUUGACUGAAAUUCAAGUAACUCGCAAACAGCUAUCAAUAAUAAAACAAAAAUCACUUAAAAUUGAACAAGACUUGGAAAUAUCGGAAAAUAAAACAAAGAACUUAAAACAAGAUAUUCAAAAAUUUACGUCUAAAUUGGAACUUCUCAACGACAAGAUCUACAAGAAACAGCUAUCCCAUGAAAAUGAAGAAACUGAAUAUGCACAUGAACAGUCGGAAAUGAGCCAAAAACUCAAGAAUUCUGAACUUGGUAUUAUAAAAGUUGAGGGGGAUAUCAAUGAUCUCCUAGCCGAAAUAGAUCUUCACAAGGACUUGGUUCUUGAUAACCAUCGGGAAGCCUUGUCAUGGGAAACUAAAUACAAGUUGAUAGAAGAAACAAUCCGUUGGUCAAAAACAGAGCGAUCAUUAAGCGGUGAAGUUGGAGCAAUGAAAAUCGAAAUACACAGAAUGCAUAUACGAUAUAAUCAGUUAAAGCGCGCACAAGAAAAGUUAGUUCAAGAUUUGCAACACUGUGUUAUGCACAGAGAGCAAAUCUUUGUGGAUGCUACGGUUAAGGAGCAUAUAGACGCCAAAAUGAGAAAACUUAAAAACUUCUCACAGGUCCAAGUAAAGCUAGAUGAGCUACGAAACAAAGCAAAGUUGGUUCAAAAUGAAAUAACGCACCUAUCGAGUAAGCGUUUAACUGACGCUGUCAAUAACAUCGAACGCAUGAUUUAUAUUCUUCGAAAGAUUCAAACUGAUUUAAAGGAUGUUACUGAAGAGGAUUAUUCAAUUCGAACUCAAAUAGAUGAAGGUCUCUUGCUAAAGCACUCCAAUUUGGAACAAAUAAUUCGGAAGCAGAAUCGAGCUAAGGCUUAUCGAAGACUAAAUAACACAAAAACUCAACAGAAACUAAUUCGAUCAGACUUGGCAAUUCAAAAUCAAGCUCAAAAGCAAAGCGUAAUAAAUGACACUUUAAUGGAAAUAGUUCAGACGUUAAUGUCAGAUUAUCCAGAAAAAAAAUCUUUCUUUACCAAAGUAAUCCAUAUUCUUAAGGAGUAAGUAUUCUAUACAUUCGUAAAAUUUACCUGGAAUUUAAAUAAAAUCAUUGUGG
Molecule: messenger RNA, 2715 nt
Organism: Scaptodrosophila lebanonensis
Lineage: Eukaryota; Metazoa; Arthropoda; Insecta; Diptera; Drosophilidae
Gene: l(2)41Ab
Product: coiled-coil domain-containing protein 40
Exons: 6
Coding region: 33-2663 (876 amino acids)
Biological process (GO): axoneme assembly
Cellular component (GO): cytoplasm
Source: RefSeq, a predicted model, not a curated record